CGGCAUCCCAGACAUCCUGCCUCCUGGAGCCAUUCCUCCGGAGGCCCAUUUCGACCCGAUUGGACCCUUGAGACGACAUGGACUGGGGUGGCUCCAGACGGGGAGGAAGGCCAGGUAGAGCGCCGUGUCGCCAACGGUGGGGUAAGACUUAAAGAUGGAGAUCACCGCCAGCUGCAUGAACAUCAGGAACACCGGCUGGUCCCUGCAGGCCGACGCACACAAAGAUGCGGAGCUGGUAUCGGCUGUUGGGAGAAAAAUGGCUGGUUUAGAGGCGCUGUACACCUGUGUCGCAGAUAAAAUCGAGUGUCCGCAGGAUGCCGUCGUGUGCUUCGUUCACUGGGAAAUGAUAAAGAAUGGCUACCGGUGCAUCGGAUCUGGAGACGAGCCUAGCAGCCGUGAUAAAAAGUCAGAGCUGCUUCCUGCUGACUGGAGCAGCAACAAGGAGCUGUACAGCCUGCGCUACAGAACCAGCGACACAGACACCGUGAUGGUGCUGAAGGCCAUCGCUGUGGACUCCACGCUCAUCUUCAACUUAAUGAACUCCGGCACUAACCAGGUUUCAGACCUGAUGGUGAACAUCAGUGACCACGUCAACGCCGAUCAGCUGCACACGUUUGACAGCGUGUUCAGAGACGCAGACGAUUUGUCUGAGAAGGUGAAGUCUCAGCUGCUGCCCCGCCCAGAGAAAGCGCCGGAGCGCAGCAGACGGGAGGAGGGCGAGUCGUCUCAGAGGAGGCGUGAGGAAGACGGCGACCCCCUGCGGCUGCCCUGCAGACACCCUCGCCACGGGCCACAGCCUCACUGGCCCGACCCGCUGAAUCCUCCGUUCGCAGCCGGAGGAGCAGAUCUGGAUCCGUUUGGGUCAGUAGGUGGGGGGGGGAUGAUCAUGGACCCUCUGAGGUCCGGGUACCCUCGCUCCGGCUUCGACCCGUCCAGCGGGAUCCCAGACAUCCUGCCUCCUGGAGCCGUUCCUCCGGGGGCCCGCUUCGACCCGUUUGGACCCGUGGGACGCCACAGACCGGGGCCUGACCCCGACCACAUGCCGCCGCCCGGAUACGAUGACAUGUUCAUGUAGCGCUCGGCGCCGGUUCCUGCUUCCAUUACUCCUGCUCACACCGCAGAACUGGGUCCGGUCCAGAACCAAGCCAGAUCCGGUCCGGAACCACCACGGAUCGUCCAAUGACAGGCGGGAUUCUCUGAAAAUGAAAAAUAAAAUAUUCACUCAGACUCCUUUAGGGUUUAGAAAUGCUUAUGAAUUUUUUUAAUCUGCGCAGAUUCAUAUCGAUCCUGACCCUUGGCCCUUGACCCUGAUCUGAUCCUGACCCUUGACCUUUCUGCUUGUUAUGAUAAACGUACAUAUCUAUAAUUUCUUUCUUCUGAGCUUCUUGCUGAGAAAUGAGUGAAUUAAAGCGACGUCUCAGAGAGUAAACUCCCGGUUUGGAUUAUUUUGAUUUACAGAAAAGUUUGGGAAUAAUUUCCAUUUCUUUAGAAAAGCAGAUCUUUGCUGCUUGUUUUUUUGGUUGUUGAUUUUGAAACAUGGCUGAUUAAUAAUUUCUGCCAGACAUUCUAAUAAAAACCGCAAAGUUGUUACUG
Molecule: messenger RNA, 1593 nt
Organism: Xiphophorus maculatus (southern platyfish)
Lineage: Eukaryota; Metazoa; Chordata; Actinopteri; Cyprinodontiformes; Poeciliidae
Gene: psmf1
Product: proteasome inhibitor subunit 1
Exons: 9
Coding region: 155-1075 (306 amino acids)
Biological process (GO): proteasome-mediated ubiquitin-dependent protein catabolic process
Molecular function (GO): endopeptidase inhibitor activity; proteasome binding
Source: RefSeq, a predicted model, not a curated record